Messenger RNA from Eublepharis macularius, 7663 nucleotides. It is a transcript of the gene PRRC2A, whose product is annotated as proline rich coiled-coil 2A. Bases 239 to 7093 code for a protein of 2284 amino acids. The transcript is spliced from 32 exons. Gene Ontology annotation, biological process: cell differentiation. The record is from RefSeq and is a predicted model, not a curated record. NCBI's taxonomy places the organism in Eukaryota, Metazoa, Chordata, Lepidosauria, Squamata, Eublepharidae.
GACCCGGAUGGCCGUUUAGUCGGUGCUUAGACGCCGAGGCUGCUACAUCGGGCCUUGGACAAAUUACAAAGCAGGGGGAGGGGGGGGAUAGUGUAAUCCGCCUCCAUCCUCCGUCUAGGACUCCCUUCCGCCCCCGGGAAGCUCGUAUCCGGAUAGAGCGGACCGAGCCCGAUCCGACGAGAGGCACGUUUCGUGGGGAGCCAGGAGGAACCAUCGUACUCAAUGACCUUACAGCGCAAUGUCAGAUCGUUUGGGGCAAACAGCAAAGGGGAAGGAUGGAAAAAAGUAUUCAUCGCUCAACCUGUUUGAUACGUACAAGGGCAAGUCCUUAGAGAUCCAGAAACCCACAGUCACUCCCCGCCAUGGCUUGCAGAGUCUCGGUAAAGUUGCCAUUGCCCGGCGCAUGCCACCCCCUGCGAACCUGCCAAGUUUAAAAGCAGAGAACAAAGGCAAUGACCCCAACGUCUCACUAGUGCCGAAAGACGGGACAGGAUGGGCAAGCAAGCAGGAACAGCCAGACCCAAAGAGUACCGAUGCCUCGACAGCUCAGCCGCCGGAAUCGCAGUCACCGCCGGCUUCACAGACGUCUGCCUCAAACCAACCGAAACGACCCCCAACAGCCCCAGAGAAUCCCCCUACAGUAGCAAGCGGGGUAAAGUCUUGGGCACAGGCCAGCGUUACCCAUGGAGCGCAAGGAGAUGGUGGAAAGGGAUCAAGCCUACUGUCGCGAUUCUCUCGCGAGGAAUUUCCGACCCUGCAGGCGGCUGGCGACCAGGACAAAGCUGGCAAAGAAAAGGACACUACCGAUGCGUCGUAUGGGCCCGGACCAAACCUCCGCCCCCAGAACGCAACCAGUUGGCGGGAUGGAGGCGGGCGGGGCACCGAUGGGGAGCUGCUGCCUGAGGAUGGACGGGCUGUGGUCGGCAUGCAGCCCAAUGUCCCGCCUCAGUUCCCUCCUUACCGGGGGAUGAUGCCGCCAUUUAUGUAUCCCCCGUACCUCCCGUUCCCGCCUCCCUAUGGGCCGCAAGGACCUUACCGCUACCCCUCAGCUGAAGCACAGAGGUUCCAGAGGCUUCCAGGACCCCGCCCCUCGCAGCCUCCACUGCGUAUGCCGGAGCCUGUGAGCAGGCCGCCUGUCCUCAAACAGGACGACCUGAAAGAAUUUGAUGAGCUGGACCAGGAGAAUGAUGAAGGCUGGGCAGGAGCCCACGAAGAAGUGGACUACACUGAGAAGCUGAAAUUCAGUGAUGAAGAAGAUGGGAAGGAUUCUGAUGAAGAAGCCACUGAGAACCGCAACAAUGAGGUCUCUGGCCCUGAAAGCCAACCGUCAGCUCCAGACGCAAAGGCCGGAACCCCAAAAGAGGAUCAGCCUCCUGUGAAGAUGGCCUGGGCUGAAAACGCACGUCCCCAGGAGGGCACCAAAGAGCUGCCACCACCUUCCCCUGCAGUCCGGCCACCGCCUCCGCCGCCACCCCCACCCAACCGGGGCAACUGGGGGCAACCAAAUGACUUCCCAGACCGCCCUAUGCGGCCACUUCCUCCAGAGGAUGAGGAUGAAGCUUGGCGUCAGCGCCGGAAGCAGUCAUCCUCAGAGAUCUCUGCUGCAGUGGAGCGUGCCCGGCGUCGGCGGGAAGAAGAGGAGCGGCGCAUGCAAGAGGAGCGGCGUGCUGCUUGUGCUGAGAAACUCAAACGACUAGACGAGAAGUUUGGUGCGCCCGACAAGCGGCUGAAGCCAGAGUCUCCCAAGGAGCCACCUACCCCUCCGCCGGCUCCCAUGGCAGCACCACCCACUCCACCAGCUGUACCAGCCCCUCCAGAGGAGAAGAGGGAGAAAGAGGAGCCAGUUUUAGCUAGCAAGGCUCGUGGUGCGGUUGGGGGCAGCAGCGGUGGGAACAGCCUGGACUCAAGCAGUGCAGCUGAGCCACCGCUGGCACCUCCCCCCAAAGAAGUACCUGAGGUAAGGGAAGAGCCUGUGCCUUUAUCUGGGCCUGCUCUCCCAGCAGCUCCCAACCCAGCCAAGACAGAGCCCAAGGGAGAAACUGUUCUUCAGCCACGCCAGCCGCCUCCAGCUCAGACUCUUGGCUAUUCAAAGUAUCAGAAGUCCUUGCCCCCUCGCUUCCAGAGGCAACAGCAGGAGCAGUUGUUGAAGCAGCAGCAGCAGUGGCAGCAGCAGCACAACCAGGCUCAGCCCCCAUUGCCGUCCUCUACACAGCAGCAGGUAGCUGCAGCUCCCCUUGCUGCUAUGGGCCCCUCAGGCAGUGUCCACCCUCAAGCUGGGCCACCAGGGCAGCAGCAAGCCCCAGCCCCGCCUCCAGCGCAACAGGCUCCGCCCAAAGGCAUGUACCCAGGUUCCAUUGGACGGCCUCCGCCAAUGCCGCAGAUGAACUUUGACCCUCGCUGGAUGAUGAUUCCACCCUACAUGGACCCACGCAUGAUGCAGGGGCGGCCUCCUAUGGAUUUCUACCCACCUGGGGUGCACCCUUCUGGUCUUCUGCCCCGCGAGCGAUCAGACAGUGGGGGCUCCAGCUCAGAGCAGUUUGAUCGUCACCCUCCCAUCCUCCGAGAGCGUGGCACCCCACCAGUUGAUCCCAAGCUGGCCUGGGGCGGAGAUGUCUUCACGAAUGCCCCAUCAAGUGCAGACACGCGACCUCAAGCAGCAGGUCUUCGGCAGCAAGAGGAGGAAGAAAAGGGGCUGAGGAGUGAGACUCCUCCAGUACGCCUGCGUGAGGCUGUCACCCCCCAGCCCUAUAUGGGGAACUACCAAGGUUUCUCUGAAAAUGGCAACCCUGCCCCGCUGCACCGCUUCCCAGCAGAUGAGCCACCACGGCCAGGAGCACCCUGGCAAGGUAGUGUGGCUCUGACAGCACCAGCAGAGGUGAGCAGAAAUGGGCGCACUGAAUCCCAGGUUCAGCCAUCCCGCAAAAUUGAGGAGGAAUCACAGCUGCUGCAUCAUGAUCCUCCUGAAGAGAUCAAAUCGGUUGAGCCUCCAGUCAUUCGGCCCAUAGUAACUAAGAAACCUCCCUCAGAACAGUCUAAAGAGGAGACUCCACCCAAAGAGGAGGUACUGCGCAGAGUGGAGAAACCUCCACGGCAGCAGCAUGAAUUCCACAAGCAGCCACGACGUGAGUCCAAGACAGAGACGCGCUGGGGUCCCCGUCCUGGCAGCAGUCGCAGAACUGAGGAAAUUGUUGGGGAUAAGGUGCCACGGCGAGCUGGGCCUAUCAAGAAACCGCCUCCCCUUAAGGAGACAAAAGAUGAGAGCGAAGAGGCGCGUCCUAGUGGGAAGGCCAAGGAAGGUGGAGAGCCAGUGAACAGCAAGCCUGAACCCCCUAAAGAGACCCCAAAACCAGGCAAAGAGAACAAGGCUAAGCCAGUGGUCAAUGGUGGAACAGUGAUGCCACCCAAAGAGCAGCAGCAGCAGCAGCAGCAGCAACAGGGGACACUCUCACCAAGCCGCCGCCGCCGAGAGGGCCCAUAUGAGCGUGGUGGCUACACUGGUCGUGGUCGAGCCAGAGGGAGAGGAGAGUAUUUUGCCCGAGGGCGGGGUUUUAGGGGGGCUUAUAGUGGGCGCGGAAGAGGAGGUCGCGGUAGAAGCCGGGAGUUCCGCAGCUACCGUGAACCUUUCUACCGACUGGAUGAUGGCACCAGUAAAGUCACAGGAUCAGGCUCCACUUUCCGCCCGCGCAACACCAGCGAGACACGUAGUGAGGGCUCUGAGUACGAAGAGAUCCCCAAACGGCGACGCCAGCGUGGCUCUGAGACCGGAAGUGAGACUCAUGAAAGUGCAAGUGAUGUGGCUCAUUCAGACAAAGAGGUCACCAAAGAACCGGCCCCGAGCCACCGUAACAGGGGCGCCCCAGUGACUUCUACAUCAGUGCCCUCUUCCCAGCCCCCUGGCUUGCCUCGAUUUGCUGACAAGAUGCCCCCACGCCUCUCCGACCCUAGCACUCGUGGUGGUCGUGUCUUCACUCCCCGUGGUGUACCUUCACGUCGGGGCCGAGGAGGUGGUCGCGCACCCCCUGGUGGAUGGAGUCCUCCAUCUAAGCCACAGCCCAACAAGAAACCUGAGAAGCAGCAAGAGGUAGUGUUGGAGUCUUCAGUCAAGGAAAAGGCAUUGCCAGUUCCCCCAUCAAUGGCCCCUGAAGAACCCAGCAGCUUCCAAGCCCCUCCUAAACAGCAGCAGCUUGGCCCCGGCCCGGACCGCAACUUUGAGAGACCCCCUCGGCGGCGGCGCCAUGGGCGUUCACAGCAACAGGACAAGCCCCCCCGGUUCCGGAGGCUGAAACAGGAGCGAGAGAACGCAGCCCGACUCAAUGGUGAGCAGAGGGUCAGCCAGCCAUUCUCUCCAGCUCCUUCAGUCCCACUCCAGGAGGAAUCAGCGGCCCGGCGGGCUGCUGGCACAAAAUCUCCUGAUCUGUCCAACCAGAAUUCAGACCAGGCGAACGAAGAGUGGGAAACAGCUUCAGAGAGCAGUGACUUCACUGAGCGUCGGGGUGGGGGCGAGAAGGAGCCAGCACCUGGCGGGCCUCCCCCCACUGCUUUUUUGAAAGGUGGCUGUUCCGGUGCUCCUUCUAUGGGUGGGCGGGCCUCAAACAACGAGCUCAGCUUGGCCCAGCGCAAAGAGAUGUCCAAGCGCAGCUUUUCCAGUCAGCGGCCAGGCAUGGACCGACAGAACCGGCGCUCCAACCCUGGUCCCGGUGGAGGAGGCAAGACAGGUCGUGGAGGGGCCGGCAGUGGGCGCAGCGGAGGCGACAAGAGGAGUUGGCCGUCUCCCAAGAACCGCAGCCGAAACACUGAUGACCACUCUCCAGGCCUGAGCCUGCCUCCAGCCCCCACCACAAGUACAGUGUAUCGCCUGGACCGAGUCAUUCACAGCGACCCAGCUGGCAUCCAGCAAGCCCUGGCUGAACUGGGCAGCCGCCAUACUAAGCCUGCCUCACCUGGUCCCCCCCAGCCACUCUUCCCGGGUCCUGGAGGUGGCACCUCUGCCCUUCCUUUAGGGCGCUUCGAGACCAGGACUAGCAGUGGUACAGACUCUUGCUUCUUAGACAAGAGCCAGCUACUCCGCUCCAGCAGCAGCCCCCUGAAGGAGUCCAGCUCAGUAAGUGGCUUUGCUGCAAAGCGCCGGGAACGGCCUCGAAAGCAAGACUUGCUGCAGCAGGAACCCCUGGCCUUCCCCAGUGGUCCAAGCUUCACAGCACCCAAGGAGGAAACCGCAGGGGAGCCACGCAGCAGAAGUGUCCCAGUGACUGAGGGGCUUGCCCCACAGAUCUGGAGUCACUUGAAUGCCAGCUCCUCCCGGAAGAGCUACCGGCCUGCCUCAGUGGAGCCCUGGAUUGAUCCGCUAAAUGCCUUUGAGGAAGUUGCCAGUACAGAGAUGAGCCUGUCAGACAGUGGCGUGGACCUCAGCAGUGACUCACAAGUCUCUUCAGCUACCUGUAGCCAGCGUAGUUCUCCUGAUGGGGGCCUGAAGGCUACACCAGACACUGGGGCCGAACACGGUGGAGCUGUGGGCAAGCAUGAUGAAAACGCCGCAUCCAUUGGCUCCGAGGGAGCAGAACCUAAAGAGCAGAGAAGACGGCUGCCAGCCAGAGACUCCGUUCUGCUCAAGGAUAAGAAGGUGAGCAGUUCCCCUGAGCCACCCCGUGAACACCCACCCCCUGGGGCAAUUGGCACAGAGCGUUCCCAGCGAGCCGAGAAGGCAAAAGACAGCACAGAGGGGGUGGGGGUGGUCAAGUCUGAGCCAAGCCCCCAGCUGGAGCCCCCUGGGGCUGGCCCGCCCAUCCAGUUUGGAGCCAGUGACAAGGAUACAGAUCUUCGCUUCAUGGUGAACGAAGGAUCAAAAUCAGACAAAGAAGAGUUGCACCAGGCACUUGCAGAGGGGCUGACCUCAGCCCCCAGAGAGUGGGAGCUGCUCCCUCCGGCGCCCCCCAGCCACAGGGCAUCCCCCGAGGUACCUUCUGGUCGUACCUGCGAGCCCAAGCCUUUCCCUGUUGCCCCAGUUGCUGCCUCCUGUCUACACGGACUGCCAGCAGACACUUCUGUGUUCUCAGGUGAGAGGGGCCAGGGCCAGCGACUGUACCCGGAGCUGUUUUAUGGGAACCAGGUCCCCACCACUCAGCUUGAGUCGCAGCUUCACAGUGCCGGUGGCGGGAACAGCUUCCGUCCAAACACCCCUUCUCUGCACACUUACAGGUCCCAGCACCUCUAUCUUCAACCCAGCCCAGCGCCCACCUCUCCAGCUCAGACGGCAGCAGGCGCAGUGCUGCCCAGUUCUGCCUUGCUCUCGGGGGUAGCCCUGAAGGGUCAGUACGUGGAGAUCUCAGCCCUGCAGGCCACUGAGCUUCCCAAGCUGCCAGCGACAGGCUUGUUGUACCAAGCACCCCCUCCCUCCUUCAUAUACAGUUCGGCCUUCUGUGGCAGCCAGUUGGCUCCGGAGCAAGCCUUGCUUCAGGUACGCCAGGAACUUGCAUCUCCCUCUGACUUCUACCCAGCCCCCCUGGGACAAGGCAGCCAGAGCAGUUUCCUGACAGCCACAGCCCCUGCCCAGCAGGUGCUGUUGCCAGUGGUGGAGCCCCCCCAGCUGCCCCCUGUGGUGAACUUUGGCUCCCUGCAGCAAGCGCCACCUACUGCCGCUGCACCGCCACCACCUCCCCCCAUGCCCUUGGUGCCUGUGGCCACCCAGGCCCUGCGGCCGCCAGGACAACUGGCUGGGCGCCUCGUCUCUCCAGCUGUGCGGGCCUUUCCUCAUGGCGCAGUGGGCCGGGGCGAGCUUCAUGCUCUGGAAAUGAAGCCACUGCAGGACUACAGGAAACUCAAUGGCCUGGGGUCUGCAGGGGCCCGGCCCCCGCCAGGGGGCAGGCCUUUUGCUGGAGGCUUUAAUGCUCGGCUGAAGUCCCCUGGGUCUGGCUAUGGUGGCAUCUUUCGUGCCCAGCGCUUUGAGGUCUACCAGCAGUCCGAUGUCCUUCGCUGGACUCCUCGUGCCUGGGAGCGAGCAGCUCAACCACGAGAUGGAGCUCCAAUCCGCCGCCUUGAGCCCGAUGUCCGCACCCAUUCUGACAAACAAGACCCUGGUUUCUCCAACCACCACUAGCCCAGGAUGCCGACGCCCCUCCUCUUUGAUUCUUAGCCCCCCCCCUCGAAGGGGGGGCUGCAGGGGCUCAUUCCUCUUCUUGGUGUAUCCUGAGCAUGGAAUGUCUCCUUAACUCCCUUCCUGUUUAUGUGAGGGGUGACACUGGAAUUUGCCCCAUCAGUUAGGGGUGUUAAACACUUAGAGGGGUGCUCAGUGUGGAAUUUUGAGGGGGGCAAGGAUCAGGAUUUUGGGAGGCUCCCAGCUGAAUGUAUUUUUGCUUAUAUCCUUUGGUUUCACCUGAGUUUAUUUUUUGGUGGGGGGUUAUAAUUGCCCUUGGAUCAGAGGGGAGGCGCUCUGAGGUGUGGAGUGUAAAUAUAUAUAAAUAUGAACAUGUGGGAACUUGCCUCUUCCCCCUUCAGUUGGGAUGGGGGAGGCUAGGCUGGGAGCCUGCCCUCCUCCUCCUGUCCAUUUGCACCCCUGAGUUUGAAAUAGGAAGCGUUACAUUUUUAAAAGGUGGUCGAGCUGGUUUGUUUAAUAAAUAAAACCAAAAAAAAUUGUUUAAAAAAACAAUAAAAUACGAAGUAAAGCUGG